AUGCUGCAUUUUGUCAAAUGCAUGAAAGAUGUUCUCCGAGGUCUCUUCUACCUGCGCUUGGCUGGGUAUGUCCAUCGUGACAUCAGCCCUGGAAACACCCUGUUCCACGUCGAUCUGAAGCAAGGCAAAGUGUCCGAUGUAGACUUCGGAAAGCAUGAAUCAAGUUGUACGGUUCAUGAUCCCAUCACGGGAACAAAGGACUUUAUGGCCGUCGAAUAUGCCAGGGGCACAUAUCUAUACACCUUCGAAGACUCACCUUACCCCUGGACUGGUUCCUUUGCGACAUUGCCGCUCUCAGUAGACGUUGACACACGUGUCAUCUUCAACUACUACCAUGAUGUGGAGUCCGUAGCAUGGAUCUAUCUAUGGUUUCUCUAUCAUUGUUUUCCGUCGCCCAUCUACGGGGUAUUGACGCCGAACAAGCAGGCUGAGCUAUGUAAGCUUUACGAGGGAUGGGAGUACUUUCAGGAUAAAGUGGACCAGAGGGUGGACAUCAUUGACAGGCACUUGAUGUGGACACUCGUGAGAAAUCUUCGGAGUAUCUAUGAAGAGUAUGAAGACUUCGUAACUCCGCUUGCAUUGUUUCUGGACCUCAAACAAGCGUACCAAAAACUUGAGAAGGAACCUCAGCAACCUCGUACACAGGAUUCUUGUUUCCAUUGGCCGAGAUCCCUGUUUUCCCUCGAAUUAUACGAAAUCUACAUUGCUCGUUUCUAG
Molecule: messenger RNA, 717 nt
Organism: Marasmius oreades (fairy-ring Marasmius)
Lineage: Eukaryota; Fungi; Basidiomycota; Agaricomycetes; Agaricales; Marasmiaceae
Exons: 3
Coding region: 1-717 (238 amino acids)
Biological process (GO): protein phosphorylation
Molecular function (GO): ATP binding; protein kinase activity
Source: RefSeq, a predicted model, not a curated record